This is a messenger RNA of Penicillium samsonianum, 1230 nucleotides long. RefSeq lists its product as uncharacterized. The record is from RefSeq and is a predicted model, not a curated record. The transcript has a single exon. NCBI's taxonomy places the organism in Eukaryota, Fungi, Ascomycota, Eurotiomycetes, Eurotiales, Aspergillaceae. The coding region runs from base 1 to 1230 and encodes 409 amino acids.
AUGCAUCCCAAAGAAGCUGAAGUGCUCUCAGCCUUGAAACUUCUCUGUGAUACACCUAGAGAAACAAUUCACCUUCAUCGCGAGUUGGCGUUCGAAACUUGGAGGCAAGUCGGAACAAACCUCGACAUCGCCUGGGAAAGGUUCGAUGCAGUCGCGAAUGAACGUGACGUAGAAAGAGCGGUUACGCUUUCAGUUGGGGUCACAGGUCCACCACGAUCAUCCUUCAGGGGAGAUUUAUCAGCCAAUCCUACAGACUCGAUAGAUCUGGCCGUCGAAGGAUUUCAUCGAACCCAGCGACAACGGAAACGCCAGAGAAUUGAAGAUGACUACCCAAAAGAUGACCACCUAACCAAAAUCUUACAAAUGGUGCAACAGCGACUACCUGAAAUGCAAGCCUUUUCCAAGCGGAACACCACACUCUCUGGAAUUCUACAAAUCGAACAACAUACACAGUUUACGGAUAAAAGAGUCGACCAUUUGAAGCAGAUUGACGGCAAUAAGACACCAAGCGACGAACAAAAGCUUUUGAGGGGCUUGAGCCAAAUCUCACUUGCUCAGCAAUUCACAAACUGGGAGAUCGAGCAUGGUUUCAAGUCAAAGGCCAGUAUGCAAUAUGACGCAAUACUCAAGUCUUCUAAAAUUGUCAGAAGCCGUGGGAAUAUAUCUCGCUUUAUCCGAAAUAGAGAAUAUCCUCCAUCCGAUAAAAGCGUCGUGUCGAAAGGAAUACAAAGAGGGAUCGUCCAAAUGGUGUUCAGCGGUUUAUUACAGAAUGUUCUGAAAGACACGGAAUUUGAAAACAACAUCCAAGGGGUAAUGGCUUUGGUCACAAUCUUUCAUUAUUCCCUAUUUCAAGCUUUGAAGAUCUCCGAACUGCCAGCGUUUAUUAACCUCUUGCUCGGAGAGUGCAAAGAAAAAGACACGGCUGCUACCAUGAGGGGAAAUGGCCUCUCCAAGUCAGUUAUAGCCUCUGUCGGUGACUUUUCAAAAUGGUUUCGGGAUAUUAGUUCCGAUUUCGAAUUAAUAUCCUCAUCUUGCCAUUCCGCCCGUCGUCAAGAGCCCCGACAGAAUCAGUCAGAGGUCGGACAACCCUUGACAACAAUAUUUCAUGAUCUGGCUCAAUUCGCUGUAUACCCAAAAAGAGCUACCGGAGCUCAAGAUACAGGCUCGGGAUUCGCACAACAAUUUGCAGGGCCUGAAUUUGGCCCCCACAUCGUCACGUCCUAUGUUUGA